GGGUGGGAGGCGGCGGCCGCGUUGCUACAGCAGGAGCCUGGGCGGCGGCAGCAGCAGCGGCAGCGGCAGCGGCAGGAGCGAGAGUAGUAGGAGCCGGGAGAGCCGCAGUCUGUGGUGCCAUGGAAGGGCAGGGAGAAAAUGGAAGUGUAGUACAAAUUGGGGAAUUGUUACCAUGCAAGAUCUGUGGAAGAACCUUCUUUCCAGUUGCCUUAAAAAAGCAUGGGCCAAUUUGUCAGAAAACUGCUACUAAAAAACGGAAGGCCUUUGAUUCAAGCAGGCAAAGAGCUGAAGGAACUGAUAUUCCAACAGUAAAACCACUUAAACCUCGGCCAGAACCUCCAAAGAAACAGUCCAACUGGAGAAGAAAACAUGAAGAAUUCAUUGCCACCAUAAGGGCAGCUAAAGGACUUGAUCAGGCACUUAAAGAGGGUGGCAAACUUCCACCACCACCUCCACCUUCAUAUGAUCCUGAUUACAUUCAGUGUCCAUAUUGCCAGAGAAGAUUCAAUGAAAAUGCAGCUGACAGACAUAUUAAUUUCUGUAAGGAACAAGCUGCUCGUAUUAGUAACAAAGGGAAAUUUUCUACUGAUACUAAAGGAAAAUCAGCUUCUCGAACACAGUACAAGCCUCCCACCCUUAAAAAGACAAAUUCUCCAGCAACAAUGCCUUCAGCAUCCUCACGUUUACCACAACCAAGUAGUGUCAGCAAGUCUAUUAUAGCUGCACCUUCAAGUAAAGGGUCUUCUGUCAGUGGCUCUUUCGGAAGCAAACUUCAGAACUUAUCUCCCUCUCAUAAAGGAGUAACAGCUCCAUAUGCAGGUAAGAUGGACAAAUUAGGCCCACCACUUCGAACUGGAAGAGAUGUACAAAGGUUGUAUGAAAGUGAUAGAAAAUCAGACAGUGCCAUCAAAAGAAAUAAGUUAUUACCCAUUAACAAAGGUAGCACGAAAGCACGGACUUCAACACCACCUAGUUUGGCAAAAAAUUCUAUACCAGGUGUGUUAACACACAGGAGAAAAACCUAUAAUGCUGAUAGUUACACAAACAGGUCAGAUGUAGAUUAUUCAUCUGUCAAUGGAGGAGGCCUUAAAGGAAAUGAAGGAAAUUCAUCUGGACAUUUACCAAAAUUCUGCCAUGAAUGUGGAACCAGAUAUCCGGUGGAAUGGGCAAAAUUCUGCUGUGAAUGUGGCAUUCGAAGGAUGGUUUUGUGAAUAUACCAAAAAGUAAAAGACUGUAAAAGAAAGAUCUAAGCCCAUACUUCUCUACAUAGUGUUCAUGAAAACUUAGAGCACUUCCUCCAGUUACUUCUUGUUACAAAUAUGCAAACAUAGUAAUUUUUUGAGUGCAAUCCUUUUUGGCUGC
This is a messenger RNA of Antechinus flavipes (yellow-footed antechinus), 1362 nucleotides long. It is a transcript of the gene ZC2HC1A, whose product is annotated as zinc finger C2HC-type containing 1A. NCBI's taxonomy places the organism in Eukaryota, Metazoa, Chordata, Mammalia, Dasyuromorphia, Dasyuridae. The record is from RefSeq and is a predicted model, not a curated record. The coding region runs from base 120 to 1211 and encodes 363 amino acids. The transcript has 10 exons.